Messenger RNA from Acanthocheilonema viteae, 711 nucleotides. NCBI's taxonomy places the organism in Eukaryota, Metazoa, Nematoda, Chromadorea, Rhabditida, Onchocercidae. The record is from the annotation of a GenBank genome assembly.
AUGCAUACUCGAAGUAGGCGUGUGUCCCGGUGCUUAUUCGGCAAACCAGAUCAUGAAGAGUUGGAGAAAUGGCUAACAAAAGAACUUGAAGCUAUUCAAAUAGAACGGGAAAAAGGAUAUGGCUUCGAUUUUAAAAAUGACCAGCCUAUUCCAAGCACUGCAUACAUUGUCGAAGCAGUUCCUGAAAAUGAGGUACCACUUUUCUAUCGAACAACUUAUUAUCCAUCAAGGGAGCGCAUUAAAAAACGAACGGUUUCUGUCGAUUGCAUGGAGCGGAAACUUGAGGGAAAUGGCGAUGUAGUCGCCUAUCAUACGCGAAGUCGCGAUGCACCUGCUGCGAAAUUGAACUUGACUGUGCCAAAGGCUUCAAAAGGUCGUGUUAAAGUUGUGUCACAGUCUCGAGAUGCUAAGAUCCAGCGAUCUGCGUUACUAAAAACACGUGGUGCUCGCAAAAUUUCGCGAAAAUCUGCUCUGCGCAAAAAAUCAAUGAAGCAGUCUCUGUUGACCAAUUACUUACCGGUUGUGAGAAAACGGCGUUCACUUACCCGAUCGGAAUGCAGUGAGUCAUCGAAGUUACCCGAUGAUGUCCAUGUAGAAAUGGAUUGUUUGAGCACUAAAAUCCUCAACUCUAGCAAUUCCGGUGUUAAAACUCGUUGGCAGAGUCGAAGAUGUGAAGAUCCAUCCUCGAGAAGCCUACGCUCUGCAUUUUAA